GAUUAUUGGAAAUUUCACAGGCGAAUUUCGCCAAGGUCAUCUUGAGUGGGUUGUAGGUCAUUUCUUAAAAAUAGUCUUACGUAAAAAACCCGAUCAUCCUUGAUUAAUGGGCACCAUAUCUAAACACAAAAAAGUGAGGAUCAUGAAACAGAAAUUGAAACUAUUUCGAGCUAAUGAACCAUUGAAAAGUGUAUUGAUGUGGGGCAUAAAUUAUUCAUUUUCUGCUUUGAAUCAUGUGAAACAACGUGCAUUAUUAUUGAAAGACGAUUUUAAAGCUUAUAUGAAAGUGAAAGUCAAUAAUCAUUCUUUUAACAAAGAGAAUAUGCCGAGUAGAUUCAAGUUUAAAGAAUAUUGUCCAAUGGUGUUCAAAUCGUUACGAGAUCGAUUUGGAGUUAACAAGAUGGAUUAUUGGGACUCUUUCACCAGACAUCAACCAUUAUGGGAUAGUACACGUGGGAAAUCUGGAUCGAAAUUUCUAGUCACUUAUAACCGACAAUUUGUGGCGAAAACAAUCAGUUCAGAAGAAGUUGAACAGAUGCAUCAAAUGUUGGAAGAAUAUUAUUCAUAUAUUGUCAAAGGACACGGUGAAACAUUGCUUCCUCAAUUCCUUGGUCUUUAUCGACUUACAGUGAAUGAUCAGGAGACGUACAUAUUAGUAAUGCGAAAUGUGUUCAGUCCAAGACUUGCAAUUCACAAGAAAUAUGAUUUAAAGAAUGUUGUGUAUUCAAGUCAUCUGGCGAAACGUUCUGUAAGUAUUCAUUCAAUGGUCGCCCGUGGACCGACUCACUUGUCGAAUUGUGACGCCAUCAUUGAUAAGACUGUGACAGUUUUAAACAAAGAGCAUGAACGUCGUCUGCGGCACAAAAAGUAUUCAUUUCACAAUACCACAGGUGGCUCAGCAGUGGAUCGUGAAGCAAACGAGAAAGAAAAGUCGAAACCUUUGCCCACAUUGAAAGAUGCAGAUUUCCUGACAGAUUUAUGCAAAAUACAUAUUGGUGAAGAAUCUAAGAAGAAGGUGUUAAAUACACUGGAAUGUGAUAUACAAUUCUUACAAGAAAACAAUUUGAUCGACUAUAGUCUACUGAUUGGUGUACAUGAUCCUGAGAUUGCACGGAAUAAUUUAAUUGAGAAGGCGGGUGGUGAUGAUGAUGAAGGUACCGGCGGUUUGGGUGGAGGAGUGUUAGAGCCUAACAGUCGAGGUUUGGAUGAUAGAAAAGUGUCUUCAGGUGAUGGUCUUGGAACACUUGCCUCACAAUGGCAAAGUGGUCGUUUGUCGAUGGCUAGAUCGAGUAUUGUACUUGGUCUUAGUCCAGAUGCUGCGGAAGCUUCUAGUUGUGGUGUUGGUGUUGGUGUUGGGACUGGAAAUGCAAGUACAGGUGAUGAUGAUGACGAAGAGGAAGAUGGUAUCAGUAUACCAGAUAACAAUGCACAUCAACUGCCAUCAAGUGAAUUAACUCCACCCGAUAGUCCACCUGGUGUAGAAUGUCUACCUCAAUUAUUCUCAGGUGAAUUACAUCCCACUAUAGAACAUUAUGGAAUUAAAAGUUCCAUUGAUUCCUCACAUCCACUAAUCUAUUUUGUGGCUAUCAUCGAUAUACUAACUCGUUAUGGAAUGCGUAAACGUACAGCUCAAACUUACAAAACAGUGAAACAUGGUUCAGAUGGUGGUUCUGUGAAACCGGAAUUCUAUGGUCGUCGUUUAUUGGAAUUUGUGGAACAGUGCAUUGACUGAUUGGAUGACUUACUGACGAAGAGUCCUGUUGAAUGAAUCGAUCAUUCUGUCUAUCUAUUUAUCUGCCUAUCUAUUUGGUGUGUGAAUGCUGUUUACUGUAUCUAGUUCCUAUGUGAUUUUGUGUAUAUAUCACUAAUUGUGUGCUCCUUAUCUGACUCCCCAGAACUGUCAUGUGUCAAAACACAUACAUGUGGACUGGUCACUUGAUGCAUACACACUAAUACACACCAAUACACAAACACACACGUAUAUCUGCAUUUACAUGUGCACAGACUACACACUCACCUAUAGAGUGUUAUACACAAUGGGCAUUUCAACUCGUAUAACCAGCUAGCUCAUUGUGGUUCCAAUGGUUUUCUGUCGAAGAAUUGUGAUCAGAAUGCUUUCUACUUUUAUUUACUUUUGUUUUGUUGCUGUUGUUCAUGUUGUAUUAUUUGACGUAUUGAAUAUUCAUUCAUUUGUCUAAUUUUUUUCUCCUUCUGAUAAUCAAGUGGUUAAUAAUGUGAUUUGUGAAUUUUUUGUAUUUUACGGAAUACAAAUAUCUUCUUCCUCUUGAUACUUACUA
This is a messenger RNA of Schistosoma turkestanicum, 2297 nucleotides long. Lineage: Eukaryota; Metazoa; Platyhelminthes; Trematoda; Strigeidida; Schistosomatidae. The record is from the annotation of a GenBank genome assembly.